AUGGCCUCGUCUCAAGGGAAGAACGAGCUGAAAUUCGCCGACUGGAUGGCAACUCUGCCGGAGAGCAUCCACAGCAUACCCCUCACCAAUUUAGCCAUCCCAGGAUCUCAUGACUCCUUCAGCUUCUACAUUGAUGAAGCCUCUCCAGUGGGGCCUGAACAGCCAGAAACUGUCCAGAAUUUUGUCUCUGUGUUUGGAACUGUGGCCAAAAAGCUGAUGCGAAAGUGGCUAGCCACUCAAACCAUGAACUUUACCGGUCAGCUGGGAGCUGGGAUUCGUUACUUUGAUCUUCGAAUUUCCACCAAGCCCAGAGACCCCGACAAUGAACUCUACUUUGCUCAUGGUUUGUUCAGUGCCAAAGUCAAUGAAGGUCUUGAGGAGAUCAAUGCAUUCCUCACAGAUCACCAUAAGGAGGUAGUAUUCUUGGACUUCAACCACUUUUAUGGGAUGCAGAAAUAUCACCAUGAAAAACUGGUCCAAAUGCUGAAAGACAUCUAUGGAAAUAAAAUGUGCCCAGCGAUCUUUGCCCAGGAAGUGAGUCUGAAGUACCUGUGGGAGAAGGACUACCAAGUGCUGGUCUUCUACCACAGUCCAGUGGCUCUGGAAGUGCCCUUUCUCUGGCCUGGGCAGAUGAUGCCAGCACCCUGGGCCAACACCACAGACCCAGAAAAAUUGAUCCAGUUUCUUCAGGCAUCCAUCACCGAGAGAAGGAAGAAGGGAUCGUUUUUCAUAUCUCAGGUGGUGCUGACUCCCAAAGCAAGCACCGUGGUCAAAGGGGUGGCCAGUGGUCUCAGAGAAACUAUCACAGAAAGAGCUCUUCCUGCCAUGAUGCAGUGGGUCCGCACACAGAAGCCAGGAGAGAGUGGCAUCAAUAUUGUCACUGCCGACUUUGUAGAACUUGGUGAUUUCAUCAGCACUGUCAUAAAGCUCAACUAUGUCUUUGAUGAAGGGGAAGCCAACACUUGA
Molecule: messenger RNA, 966 nt
Organism: Budorcas taxicolor (takin)
Lineage: Eukaryota; Metazoa; Chordata; Mammalia; Artiodactyla; Bovidae
Gene: PLCXD3
Product: phosphatidylinositol specific phospholipase C X domain containing 3
Exons: 3
Coding region: 1-966 (321 amino acids)
Biological process (GO): lipid metabolic process
Cellular component (GO): synapse
Molecular function (GO): phosphoric diester hydrolase activity
Source: RefSeq, a predicted model, not a curated record